AUGGGCGCCUUUGACAGAAUUUCCCAGCUCGGCGGCCAGCUUUCUGGCAACCCGACGGCGGGUGGUCGUGAUAAGAUCCUCGAGAAGCGUCCCGACGAUGUCGUCGUCACCGCCUGCUGCCGAAGCGCCUUCACCAAGGGCGGCAAGGGCGGCUUCAAGGACACGGCCGCCGCCGACAUCAUGGCGGGUGUCCUGCAGGCCAUCAUCGACCGCUCCAAGAUCAACCCGGCGCUCGUCGACGACAUCUGCGUCGGCACCGUCCUUGCCCCGGGCGGUGGUGCCACCGAGAUGCGCGCGGCCACCCUCGUCGCCGGCUUCCCCGAGACGACGGCGGUCCGCACGCUCAACCGCCAGUGCUCGUCGGGCCUGCAGGCCUGCGUCGACGUGGCCAACCAGAUCAAGGCGGGCAUGAUCGACAUCGGCAUCGGCGCCGGCGUCGAGAGCAUGUCUCUCCAGUACGGCCCUUCGGCGGUGACGGAGUUUUCGGACCUCCUCGAGGCCAACGUCGAGGCCGCCAACUGCAAGGUCCCCAUGGGUGUCCUGUCCGAGGCCAUGGCCAAGGACCUCGGCGUCGCCCGCGCCGACCAGGACGCCUUCGCCGCCUCGUCGUACCAGAAGGCGGUCCGGGCCCAGAAGGAGGGUCUCUUCGACAACGAGAUCGUGCCGCUCAAGGUCAAGUUCGAGGACCCCAAGUCCGGCGAGACCAAGGAGAUCACGGUUGCCCGGGACGACGGCGUCCGUGACGGCAUCACGGCCCAGUCCCUCGCCAAGAUCAAGCCGGCCUUUGCCGCCGACGGCAGCAUCCACGCCGGCAACGCGAGCCAGAUCUCGGACGGUGCCGCCGCCGUCCUGCUCAUGAGGCGCUCGACGGCCGAGAAGCUCGGCCAGACCAUCAUCGGCAAGUACGUCUGCGCCUCCAUCGUCGGCGUCAAGCCCCUCCUCAUGGGCCAGGGCCCCUGGAAGGCGAUCCCCAAGGCCAACGAGCUCGCCGGCAUCUCGCGCGACGACGUGGACAUUUACGAGAUCAACGAGGCCUUUGCCAGCCAGUGCCUGUGGAGCGCCAAGCAGCUCGGCAUCUCGCUCGACAAGGUCAACCCCAAGGGCGGCGCCAUCGCCUUUGGCCAUCCCCUCGGCUGCACCGGCGCCCGGCAGGUGUCGACGCUGCUGUACGAGCUGAAGCGGACGGGGAAGAAGGUGGGCAACACGUCCAUGUGCAUAGGCACCGGCAUGGGCAUGAGCGCCGUAUGGGUGGCCGAGUAG
Messenger RNA from Drechmeria coniospora, 1260 nucleotides. Its product is annotated as 3-ketoacyl-CoA thiolase. The transcript has 3 exons. Gene Ontology annotation, cellular component: peroxisome. Bases 1 to 1260 code for a protein of 419 amino acids. Gene Ontology annotation, biological process: phenylacetate catabolic process; fatty acid beta-oxidation. Gene Ontology annotation, molecular function: acetyl-CoA C-acyltransferase activity. Lineage: Eukaryota; Fungi; Ascomycota; Sordariomycetes; Hypocreales; Ophiocordycipitaceae. The record is from RefSeq and is a predicted model, not a curated record.